Messenger RNA from Micromonas commoda, 1209 nucleotides. Its product is annotated as major facilitator superfamily. The record is from RefSeq and is a predicted model, not a curated record. Lineage: Eukaryota; Viridiplantae; Chlorophyta; Mamiellophyceae; Mamiellales; Mamiellaceae. Gene Ontology annotation, biological process: transmembrane transport. The annotation marks the transcript as partial. Gene Ontology annotation, molecular function: transmembrane transporter activity. The transcript has a single exon.
CGCUGGUCCAUGGUUUUCGCCCUGUUCUGCGCCUUCGUGCUCUGCAACCUUGACAAGGUGAACAUGUCCGUCGCGAUUGUGCCCAUGGCCGAGAGCUUCGGCUGGACCUCCGUCGAGAAGGGUCUCGUCCAGUCCGCCUUCUUCUGGGGUUACGCCUUCACCCAGGUUCCUGGCGGCUGGCUCGCCGCCAAGUACGGUGGCAAGCUCGUGCUCUUCGCCGGCGUGAUGCUCUGGUCCUUUGGUACCCUCAUCGCGCCCGCGUGCGCCAACUUCUCCUUCACCGCGCUCCUCGUCUCCCGCUUCCUCGUCGGUCUCGGCGAGGGUGUCGCGCCCUCCGCGGCCACUGGCGUUCUCGCCAAGGGCGUCCCCGGCUCCCAGCGCUCCAAGGCUGUGACCGCCACCUUCGGUGGCCUCGACGUGGGCUCUCUCUCCGGCCUCAUCAUCGCGCCCCCCAUCAUCCUCUUCCUCGGCGGCUGGCCCGCUGUCUUCUACCUCUUCGGCGUCCUUGGUUUCAUCUGGGGUGCCUGGUGGGCGGUCGGCUACAUGAACGACAAGUCCACCGAUGCCCGCGAGACCGCCGAGGAGAAGGAGGCGCGCGAGGCCAAGGAGGCCUCCGGCGCCAAGGCUGACCCCAUCCCCUUCGGCAAGUUCUUCAAGAACGGCUCCUUCUGGGCUCUCAUGGCGGCGCACUUCACCUGGAACUACUUCUCCUACGGUCUCCUCGCGUGGCUCCCCUCCUUCCUCUCCUCCGCCCUCAACGUGACCCUCACCAAGUCCUCCUUCCUCUCCAUCCUCCCCUACCUCGCCACCGUCGCGGUGACCACCAUUGUCGCGCCCACCGCUGACUCCUGGGAGAAGAAUGGCAUGACCCGCACCAACGUCCGCAAGCUCUCGCAGACCCUCUGCUUCGGUGGCGGUGCCAUCUGCCUCGCCCUCGUCGGCCUCGUGGUCAAUUCCACCCCCCCUGAGGCGGUGACUCAGACCACCGUCAUCACCGUGAUGUCCCUCCUCACCGUCUGCUUCGGUAUGGGUGCGUGGGUGCGCACCGGCCUCUUCUGCGGCCACCAGGACAUGUCCCCCAAGUACGCGUCCAUCAUGCUUGGCAUCACCAACACCGCCGCGGCCAUCGCGUCCACCCUCUCCACCUUCUUCACCGGCUACUUCUUCUCCAUCUCCGGUGGCUCUUGGGGCUGGUCCCUCUUCUUCCCC